Messenger RNA from Myotis lucifugus (little brown bat), 1251 nucleotides. It is a transcript of the gene SDR42E2, whose product is annotated as short chain dehydrogenase/reductase family 42E, member 2. The record is from RefSeq and is a predicted model, not a curated record. NCBI's taxonomy places the organism in Eukaryota, Metazoa, Chordata, Mammalia, Chiroptera, Vespertilionidae. Gene Ontology annotation, biological process: steroid biosynthetic process. Gene Ontology annotation, molecular function: 3-beta-hydroxy-Delta5-steroid dehydrogenase (NAD+) activity.
AUGAAGCCCAACCCAGCAGGCUCCUCCCCAGAAGCCUGCAAAGCUGCAGGCCAAGCAUUGCAGCAGAAGACUCAAUCCACACCUGUGCAGGCCCCGAGACAGAAGGUUCUGGUGACUGGAGGAGGAGGCUACCUGGGCUUUAGCCUGGGCUCCAGCCUGGCCAAGAGUGGCACUUCUGUCAUCCUGCUUGACCUCCGCAGACCCCAGUGGGAGCUGGUCCCAGGGACUGAGUUCAUCCAGGCUGACGUCCGAGAUGAGGAAGCCCUGCUCCGUGCCUUCGAAGGGGUGGACUGUGUCUUCCACGUGGCCUCCCAUGGAAUGUCUGGCGCCGAGAAGCUUCAAAAAGAGCAGAUUGAGUCUAUAAAUGUCGGUGGCACCAAACUGGUGAUCGAUGUUUGUGUCCGCCGGCGAGUUCCAAGGCUCGUCUACACCAGCACCGUCAACGUCGCUUUCGGCGGGAAGCCCAUCGAGCAGGGCGAUGAGGACUCGGUGCCGUACUUCCCGCUGGAGAAGCACAUGGACCACUACUCCCGGACCAAAGCCAUUGCCGACCAGUUGACCCUCACGGCCAACGGCACGCCUCUCCCAGGAGGAGGCACUCUCCGGACCUGUGUACUCCGGCCCCCGGGGAUCUACGGCCCUGAAGAGCAGAGGCACCUGCCCCGUGUGGCGAGCCACAUCAAGAAGAGGCUGUUCAUGUUCCGAUUCGGGGACCGCAGGACCAGGAUGAACUGGGUCCACGUGCACAACCUGGUGCAGGCACACGUGCUGGCGGCCGAGGCCCUCACUGCGGCCAAGGGCUACGUGGCCAGCGGGCAAGCCUACUACAUCAAUGACGGGGAGAGCGUCAACCUGUUUGAGUGGAUGGCUCCGCUGUUUGAGAAGCUGGGGUACAGCCAGCCCUGGAUCCAGGUACCUACCUCCUGGGUUUACCUGACAGCCACGGUGAUGGAGUACCUGCACCUGGCCCUGAGGCCCAUCUGCAGCGUCCCGCCGCUGCUCACCCGGAGUGAGGUAACGUGGGCCGUCACGCACACCUUCCGGAUCGGCAGGGCCCGCGCCCAGCUGGGCUACGCUCCGGACAAGUUCAACUUCGCGGACGCCGUGGAGCGAUACGUGCAGACCACGGCCCGGCGGCCCCGCGGCGCCAGGGCGCGGGCGCUCCUGCGGCUGCUGCUCGGGCUGCUGCUGCUCCUCGGCCUGCUCGCCGCGGCGCUGCACUUCCUUCGCCUGCAGCCGUCCGCGGUCUGA